Jaculus jaculus (lesser Egyptian jerboa) is the source of this 435-nucleotide messenger RNA. It is a transcript of the gene Tomm7, whose product is annotated as translocase of outer mitochondrial membrane 7. NCBI's taxonomy places the organism in Eukaryota, Metazoa, Chordata, Mammalia, Rodentia, Dipodidae. The coding region runs from base 75 to 242 and encodes 55 amino acids. The transcript has 3 exons. Gene Ontology annotation, cellular component: mitochondrial outer membrane translocase complex. The record is from RefSeq and is a predicted model, not a curated record. Gene Ontology annotation, biological process: protein import into mitochondrial matrix.
GUCUCCUCUCUCCGGCGGACUCGCGCCGCGGUGGUUGCUGUGGAGGCUUUUCCGUGCGCCGUCCGGCCGUCACCAUGGUGAAGCUGAGCAAAGAGGCCAAGCAGAGGCUGCAGCAGCUCUUCAAGGGUGGCCAGUUUGCCAUCCGCUGGGGCUUUAUUCCUCUCGUGAUUUACCUGGGAUUUACAAGGGGUGCGGAUCCUGGAAUGCCUGAACCAACAGUUUUGAGUCUACUUUGGGGAUAAAGGACUGUUUGGUCAUCUGGAUUUGGAAGCAAUCCAACAUGGAAGGUGUGCAUUCCAGCUGGAUAGGAAGUGGGACAGCAUUCCGGUGGUCAUCAGCUGGAUGGCACUAGGCUCUUCUCAUGCAUCUUUUGGCAAAGUGGAACUUCUGCUGAGUAUGAUAGACUAUCAGAAUAAAUAUUUUUUAACAAUGUAA